This is a messenger RNA of Anopheles coustani, 3051 nucleotides long. RefSeq lists its product as uncharacterized. Gene Ontology annotation, biological process: negative regulation of RNA catabolic process; regulatory ncRNA-mediated post-transcriptional gene silencing. Gene Ontology annotation, cellular component: catalytic step 2 spliceosome. NCBI's taxonomy places the organism in Eukaryota, Metazoa, Arthropoda, Insecta, Diptera, Culicidae. The transcript has 2 exons. The coding region runs from base 32 to 3019 and encodes 995 amino acids. The record is from RefSeq and is a predicted model, not a curated record.
CAUCGAUAGUUUUACCUUUUGUGGACUGCAAAUGUCGUUAUUUCCUGCAUAUAGCGCGGCAUCAAAUGAUGCAAGUGAUGAUGUCUCCAAACACACUAAGGAGAAUCUUUCCUGGCUAACGAAUCAAAGUUUUAUACCACUCUCUGCCUCGAACGAAGAAGCCAAGGACGAUUCCUCCAGCGAGGAUAAUCGGGCAGACAAUGUCAACCAGGGGAGGCACGAUGAGGAAUCACCCUCCGAGAAGGGUAGACUAUCCAAGAAACGGAAAAAGAAACACCUAAAAAAGCACAAAAAGAAACGUGGAAAACGUAGGAGUAGAAGCGCCUCGUCGGAGCAAUCGGAAAGUUCUAGUGACACACCUGACCCAUCCACCGUUGGACAAGCGACUGUGAGGAUAUCCGAAGUAGAGUACUACACCGAUGUAGAUCCGUUGAAGAUAUACCUUACCGUUGAGAAGCUUCAUCGUCCGGCGUGUCCUCGGUAUCGGUUAGCGACGAAAAGACCUCUGGGUGCGAAAGACUUUAAUCGAACGGGUACUUCAUUGGAACGACAUAGGCGCUACUAUAGGAUAAGCCGAAAAGAUACAAAUAAUGAGGGUACAAAGCAAUCGCAAGAGGAAAUAUUGUCCCGAGAGGAAACGUUGGAACGGUCGCUACGAACCGACGAAACGGUUGACAAAUGGAUCGACCUCAUACGCUACCGGCAGGACCAUCCGAUCCAUUUGGAUAGCUAUCAGAAUCAUAAACGAGAGCUCUCGCUUGUGGAACGAGCCCGACGUCACUUUCCAGCUGACGAUAGACUGCUGCACCUGUACCUGGAUGCGAUCGUGCGCGUGCAUCCGACCGAUGAGGUGCUCGACCUGAUUCGGCGGGCAAUCGUGAAAGACGAAACAAACGUGACGCUCUGGGGUGCCCUCAUCCGUAACAAACAGUGCGCCAUGGCCCAAUGCAUCGUGCCGGACGUGCUGAAGCUGUACGAAAAGAGCACCCGAUCGCUGUUUAUGGCCCGCAGGAGUGACGAAACGAUGCUGCAGCUGUUUAAAAAUUGUGCCACCUUCUGCCGGCAGGCCGGACUGAAUGAGCUAAUGUUCGGGAUGGUACAGUUAGCCGUCAGCAUGAACGUGGGCGGUCGCUUUGCAUCCGAAUGUGGUGGCCUGUUUUCCUCUCCCGAACACUUCCCGCAGCUGAUCGAGUACGAGGAGCUGAUACUGCGAUCGGGUCUGCCUAUGAACGAGAUAUGGCUGCGCGUGGAGUUGCUUCGGUCCGCCUUUCAGUAUCUUCCGUUUGCGGGAACGACCCGACUGACUAGCGACCCACAGCGGAUGGUGUUGAAUGACGACGUCAUCGGGUUCGUCUACCCACUCAUCAACAAGCGUUACUCGUUCGAACUUACCCUCACCGUGCUGCGGUUGCUCAAAUUUCCUUUCGCCUCGAGUUUGCUCUCGGAAGAUCUGGAGUGUUUCCGCGAGGAACCGUACGAAUCGGACUGCUCCGAACAACUGCUACCGUUGCUGCUGGAUGUGUACCGGAAUCGUGCGCUUGAUCACGAACUGUACGCCCUCAUCAAACAACUCAGCGUAGCGCCGUCAUAUGUCGAUGCGAAUCUUGCCCACGAAUCAUACGUCGAGUUGGCGCAACAAUUUAUAACCAUAGCCAUAGACCAUUUUGAAGGUACCCAAAGUGCAAUCUUGCUGAUACUCUACCUGCAACUACAACGGAUGUUUGUGAUUUCGGAAAAGAUUUGCGCGGGGGAACUCGGUGAGGGGAAAAUUAAAGCGAUUCGUGCGCGAGUUAAAAAUGUUCUUAAACAUACGCACAGCACCAAUCAGAACAAUCUUCUCGUGUACGCCGAGUACGGGUUGCUGGAGUACGAAAUGACCGGCCUUUCGAGUGGAGCGUGUCGGAAAAUUUUCACAACCUCCGUGCAGGUGUGCUGCUCCAAUCGGGAAGAAGGCCACAAUAAUUUAACCGAAGACGACAAUAAUACGGAUCUGUUCACGCUUGUUCUAACGAUGGUCGAUAUGCUGCUGGUAAAUGGUCGGAGGGCAGAAGCUGUUGAGGCCCUCACGAACCUUGCCCUAAACCCGGACAAGUUAAAUUUUGAAGGUGACAAACAGGAAACGUCUACGACGGUACCUCCGGACACGGUAAAACUGUCAACCCUACAGAAACUCAAUGAUCGCGUUAAUCGAGGCGUUCGAAAAGAAACGGAACUCGGUGCGGCUCCAUUAACCGUGGAGCAGCAUUUUCUGCCUAACGGAUUAAUAGGUUCGAUCAAAGCGUACGUUAUUUACUUGGCGUUGGUACGGUCCAGCCUUUCCGAGGCCAUCAAACAGCUGGAAACAUUCCUUUACCUCUUCAACGAACCCACCAAUCCCCGGCAUCGGUACUUGCGCAAUGGUUUGUACCGCAUCUACCUACAGCUUUUCCACAUCGGUCAGUUGUGUGGAAACCGCGCCGGUCCUACGCACCAGGAAAGCAUAAAAACGUUCCUUGACGUAGCGGAUCGUACACUUGGAGAGUUUCCCUCAUGCCUGAACAUACUUCAGUCGGUUAUCUUCCACCCGCACUUGCCCUGGUUCAGUUUGCGCCACGUGGUCGGGCAACGGCUCACGCCAAAGGGCGUUCUUUUGCUAGCCGUAGCCGCUCGUUACCGCGCAUCGCUGGCCAACCAAGCGGAACAGACAGAAGAGAUACCGUACAAGCGAAGGAUAUUGAACCUGCUGCGUGGUGCGGUUAAGUCCCCGGUAAGUUCCCUACACCAGAACGCAUUGCUGUGGCGUUUGUACUUACGGGAGCUAUUCGAUCAACCGAACGCUGCACCCGGAGUCAGUGUUUUGGAUCAAUGCCGGAGGACACUGUACGCUGCACUUGAAGCUUGUCCGUGGAAUAAGGCGCUCUACCUUGAUGGUUCAUCCUGUGCGCCUCAGGAACUGUCUGCACUGCUCGAUUUGAUGAUGGAAAAGCAACUGCGCGUGCACGCAAUACCGGAAGAGCUGGCGAUAUUGCGGGACGAGUGAUUAAUCGAUACGAAAUACAAACGAUAUUUUUA